Lucilia cuprina (Australian sheep blowfly) is the source of this 2103-nucleotide messenger RNA. RefSeq lists its product as uncharacterized. Gene Ontology annotation, molecular function: sodium channel regulator activity. Gene Ontology annotation, biological process: regulation of sodium ion transport. NCBI's taxonomy places the organism in Eukaryota, Metazoa, Arthropoda, Insecta, Diptera, Calliphoridae. The coding region runs from base 456 to 2009 and encodes 517 amino acids. The transcript has 9 exons. The record is from RefSeq and is a predicted model, not a curated record.
AAGUCAUAAAUAUUUUAGGGAAUUUAAAAAAAGUGAAUUAAAAUUCUAUUACUCAUCGACUAUUUUACAAAAAAAAAAAAUAAGAACACAAAAAAACCCUAAAAAACAUCCUUAAAAACAAUAUUAGGAAAAUAACAGGAAUUUAAAGGCAGCAACAAAAACAACGACCAUAACAAGAAAUUAACACAAAAAUAAAAAGAAAAACAACAAAAAUAAAAAAAAAACAAAUAUACAAGAAUUUUUAAACACCAACAUAACUUAAUACUCGCUAGCGUGGAAACAUUCACUGCUGCUGUUUUCCCCUCAAAAACACUCAAACACUAAUACACAACAAUCUACCCUUCCCAAACACUCCCUCUCUAAUACGCACAGGGAUUCUUAAAGUUUUGAUAACAGAACAACAAUCAACCAACAAACUAACCAACGACAAACAGCUUUAAUCAGGAAAAAGAAAAAUGGGUCGCCGCAAGGAUAAACCACGCCUUAUCCCCGAGCAAGAUAAACGUAUCUGCCGUGCCAUUUGCCUUUGCCAAUUGACUAUGGUUUUAUCGUGCGUUUCCAUAGUGUACUUAAGUGUAGCUAUUUAUGCUCCUUCAUUUAAAGCUUUUAAAUCCGGUUUUGAAUUGGAUCCGGUCAUGUGUCAAACUAUACAAUCGGAUAUGCCUGAUUCACAUUGUGGUUGGGCUUCUUGUGGUGAAUGGUGUUUAACACGUACCAGCGGUUUUUGUCCACAAAUCUAUUCAAUCGUGCGUCGCAAUGGCACCGAUAUUCAGUUGAAUAAUUGUACUCGUAUUACAAAUACUUCAUGUGCAAUGAUCGAUAUGAGUCGUUUAAAUAAAUUCAAUUGUAACAAUGGGACAGCCUGUAACAACAUUCACGGAGUAUUCAAUUGUUCAAAUGGUCACUGUAAAAAUAUGUCAGAGUUCUUUUUGUGUCAUCACAAAGCCGAUGGACCGACAAUAAAUUCAGCCAAAGACAAUACAAAAUUGAAUGGUUUCUUUGAGUGUCAUGGAGUGCAUUGUACGAAAAUUAAAAAACCUUUUAGUUGUGACAGAUAUUGUUCGAAAAUAACCACUUCACAUAUAAAUGUUCUGCUGAUGCAUGAGGAUAAUGUUAUAGCAGCAGAUUGUGAAAAUGCAGUGGCCUUUAAUGAGGCCAGAGGCAAUGAGCUGGGGGUUCGUAUAAGUCCGACAGAAUUUUGGAAAGAGGACGAUGGGAAUCUGUUAACGAAUUGUGCCACUGUAACGAGGGAAGGGGACAAAAUACUGGCCACGGAUUGUCUGAAUGGUACUUUAUUGCCGCACAAUAUUUUGCCGGAGCCUUUUAUGAAUUUUACACAAUUUUGGAAAAUCUAUGAGGAAAGCAAAAUCGAAGUGGAUCCUGAACAGAAAUUUUUACCCAAUCAACAUAACUUGACAAUUUAUAAGAAUAAAAAGUUAUUUAUCAAUUUGGAGGGUUGUGUCAAUACUUUGAGGGGAGAAUGUAAAGAUUUUCAUGCUCGUCAUGGCAGUGAUGGCGAUAAUAAUACGGCUCAAUCGAGGUAUCAAUGUUAUUAUAAUAAGGAUCCCUCAGUUGAAUUUGUAACUUCACGUUAUGAUUUGAAAAAAGUCUAUAAUGAAUUGUUAUUCUCGCUAAUAGUUCCUAUAGUUUUGUUUGUGAUCUCAUCAAUUUCUCUUAUAAUUAUAACAACAUAUGUUAAGGUGGGAGAUGAUGCCAAAAUGCGUUGUAUUUGUGGCGGCGAAGAAUCAGAUGCCGAUGAAAUCUAUUCAUCACGUAAAAGUAAAAGGAAUCGUCAGGCUCAGAAUUUAGAAACGAUGGACAAUCUAAAUCAAAUGACAGAUUUGGCGGAACAUGACGUUAGUCCUGCCGAUGCCAAUGCCAUGAUUGGCAGUACAAAGUCACUAUUGCCCUUAAGUCCCACCAAUGAUUCCGGUACCACCGAUAAUACAUUUGACGAUGAAAAAGCCUCAAAAUGUGACAUGCCAGAAAAACCUCUAGUAGUAAUUUAAAACAAACUAAGUAAAUCAAGAAAAAAAUCAAGCAAACAUUAAAAAAAACUUUAAACUAAAACUUAAUUUCUAAAUGUGCAUGUGUAAUUUUAUU